AACCAAUGAGGAGGGUUCCACUUGAAGCAUAAUCCCAUUAUACCCAAAUAUAUAACCCUCCUCCGUUUCAUGGCCCUACGGCCUUCUCAUUUCUUCAUUGUUUCAUUCCACCACCGCCUCCUCUCUCAUUCUCCGGCGACCUCUCUUCUUCUCUUCCCAUCUCUGCUCCGUCGUUUUUCCUCCAACACUUCGGUAUCUCUCACGCGACACAAACACAAAUCAUCUUCUCUACCUCCUCCUCCGCAGCCGCCGCCGCCGUCUUCUCCUUCUCUUCUCCGACCGUCGGCGACUCUAUCCGAAGCCCUGGCGCAGAAAAUUGGAAAAUCUAUUCGCCGUCCCGGCGCGCCUUCAAAGGCCCGGGUUUAUACGGAUAUCAAUGUGAUCCGACCUAAAGAGUAUUGGGAUUAUGAAUCCCUAACUGUUCAAUGGGGGGAGCAGGAUGAUUACGAGGUGGUAAGGAAAGUUGGGAGAGGGAAGUAUAGCGAGGUGUUUGAGGGAAUUCACACUACUAAUAAUGAAAAAUGCAUCAUCAAAAUCCUUAAGCCAGUGAAGAAGAAAAAGAUCAAGCGUGAGAUUAAGAUACUGCAGAAUCUUUGUGGUGGACCUAAUAUUGUGAAGUUACUUGAUAUUGUCAGAGAUCAGCAGUCGAAGACCCCAAGUCUUAUAUUUGAAUAUGUGAAUAACACAGAUUUUAAAGUGCUCUAUCCAACUCUUUCUGACUUUGACGUUAGAUAUUACAUCUAUGAGCUGUUGAAGGCAUUAGAUUAUUGUCAUUCUCAAGGUAUUAUGCACCGGGAUGUGAAGCCCCAUAAUGUGAUGAUUGAUCAUGAGCAGCGGAAACUUCGACUAAUAGAUUGGGGGCUUGCAGAAUUUUAUCAUCCCGGGAAGGAAUAUAACGUUCGUGUGGCUUCUAGAUAUUUUAAAGGUCCUGAACUACUUGUUGAUUUGCAAGACUACGAUUACUCGUUGGACUUGUGGAGUCUUGGUUGUAUGUUUGCAGGAAUGAUAUUCCGGAAGGAGCCUUUCUUCUAUGGACAUGACAAUUAUGAUCAACUUGUGAAGAUUGGGAAGGUUCUGGGGACUGAUGAAUUGAACUCUUAUCUAAACAAGUAUAGAUUGGAAUUAGAUCCUCAUCUUGCAGCUCUUGUUGGACGACACAGCAGGAAACCAUGGGCAAAGUUUAUUAAUUCUGAAAAUCAACAUCUCGCAGUGCCUGAGGCGGUUGAUUUUGUUGACAAACUGCUCCGUUACGAUCAUCAGGAAAGACCGACUGCAAAAGAAGCAAUGGCUCAUCCGUAUUUUUAUCCUGUACGAAAUGCUGAGAGCAGUAGAACCCGCGCUCACUAAAACUAAAAGAUCUAGCAGGCGAUGGAUCAAUCUCCUGGCCUUCUUUUGCAGUUUUUAUGUGAUGCUCUGUGCUGAUUCAUAUAUGUUCUCUAGUGACAGGCGAUUAUUACGAACCACUCCUGGUGGAUUUGCUGGUUUUAUCAGAUAUAACUCAUCUGCACCAGUUUUGGGUUUAAUUGUAUUGUUUCUUUUAGCUGUGUGUGUGACAUAGGUCAAAAAUAAGCAAAAAAUUCAAUUUGUUUUCUCAUUUCCUGGUUUAGUCAAUUUCUAGUUUGUUUUCUUUUCUUAAUUACUUUUUGUGCUUCCGUAAGGUAUAACUGUAUGAAUUCAUUCAGAGUGUAUUUUGCGUUUUUGAAACUUUUGAACAAAUGGAUGCCUUCCCUUGUAUCUCAAA
Molecule: messenger RNA, 1741 nt
Organism: Solanum pennellii
Lineage: Eukaryota; Viridiplantae; Streptophyta; Magnoliopsida; Solanales; Solanaceae
Product: casein kinase II subunit alpha-like
Exons: 10
Coding region: 70-1347 (425 amino acids)
Biological process (GO): protein phosphorylation
Cellular component (GO): protein kinase CK2 complex; nucleus; cytosol
Molecular function (GO): ATP binding; protein serine/threonine kinase activity
Source: RefSeq, a predicted model, not a curated record